GACGCUCCCUUGCGCCCGCCCGCCUCCAGGUGGCCCGGCCCCCACGGCGGGCGCGGCGGCCGCCCCUCAGCCCGCGCCGGCCUCCGCCGAGGACCAUGGGCGAUGCGCUCCUCCCGGCGCGGGGGGCUGCGCACAGGCGGCGCCGGAGGAGGUUAUGCCGACAAGACUUUAGUUUUUGAUGGGCUCAGAGCACAUGAGGAAAGGGAGCUUGUGUCUGCUAGCAAAGAUGAGGCAGUAGCCACUGGUUAAAUCAUUGGGAUGGAACUGAAAUACGGAUAUACGUUGACUAAGGAGUUGGAAUAAGACUGAGUCCUGCUCUGUGAUAUUUAUAUACCUGGACCAUGAACUUGCUGUUUGGCUUCAUACUUUAGGAACCUUUGUAGUAACUCAGUGAAGCUGUUGGGAAUCAUGGCAUUCUCUCCAUGGAAGCUGUCCUCUCAGAAACUUGGCUUUUUUCUGGUGACUUUUGGGUUCAUUUGGGGAAUGAUGCUUCUGCAUUUUACUAUUCAGCAGCAAACACAACAUGAAAGCAGUUCAGUCCUGCGUGAGCAAAUUUUGGAUCUCAGCAAAAGAUACAUCAAAGCAUUAGCUGAAGAAAAUAAAAAUGUGGUUGAUGGGCCUUAUGUCGGAACAGUGACAGCAUAUGAUUUGAAGAAGACACUUGCUGUCUUGUUGGAUAAUAUCUUGCAGCGCAUUGGGAAGCUAGAGUCCAAGGUGGAAAAUCUUGUACUUAAUGGAACAGGAGCAAACUCUACCAUCAAUACCACCACCCCUGCUCCCAGCUUAGGAGCAGUUGAAAAGCUUAAUGUAGCAGAUCUCAUAAACGGAGCCCAAGAACAGUGUGAAUUGCCUCCUAUGGAUGGUUUUCCUCACUGUGAAGGGAAAAUAAAGUGGAUGAAAGAUAUGUGGCGAUCGGAUCCCUGUUACGCAAGUUAUGGUGUAGAUGGGUCCACGUGCUCCUUUUUUAUUUACCUCAGUGAGGUUGAAAAUUGGUGUCCUCGUUUACCUUGGAGAGCAAAAAAUCCUAAUGAAGAAACUGAUCAAAAAACAGUGGCUGAAAUUCGUAUCAACUUUGAUAAUCUCUACAAAAUGAUGUCAAGACAUGAGGAAUUCAGGUGGAUGAUGUUACGCAUCAGACGAAUGGCUGAUACCUGGAUUGAAGCAAUUAAAUCACUUGCAGAAAAACAAAAUUUGGAGAAGAGAAAACGAAAAAAGAUUCUUGUUCAUCUGGGGCUUUUGACAAAAGAAUCUGGAUUCAAGAUUGCAGAAAAUGCAUUUAGCGGUGGCCCACUUGGUGAAUUAGUCCAGUGGAGUGAUUUAAUUACAUCUCUCUACUUACUGGGCCAUGACAUCAGGAUUUCAGCUUCACUGGCAGAGCUCAAGGAGAUUAUGAAGAAGGUUGUAGGUAACAGAUCUGGCUGCCCUACCCAGGGGGAUAAAGUUGUAGAACUCAUUUACAUUGAUAUUGUGGGACUCACUCAGUUUAAGAAAACCCUUGGUCCAUCAUGGGUACAUUACCAGUGUAUGCUAAGAGUUCUGGAUUCCUUUGGAACUGAACCAGAGUUUAACCAUGCCCAUUAUGCCCAGUCUAAAGGCCACAAGACACCAUGGGGAAAGUGGAACCUUAAUCCACAGCAGUUCUAUACAAUGUUCCCUCACACUCCGGAUAACAGCUUCCUUGGAUUUGUGGUAGAGCAGCAUCUGAAUUCCAGUGACAUUAAACACAUUAAUGACAUCAAAAGGCAGAAUCAAUCUCUCGUUUAUGGCAAAGUAGAUAAUUUCUGGAAGGAUAAGAAGGCUUAUCUGGAUAUCAUCCACACCUAUAUGGAAGUUCAUGGAACUGUUCACGGGACAAGCACCAUUUAUAUUCCCAGCUACGUAAAAAACCAUGGUAUACUCAGUGGGCGGGAUUUGCAGUUUCUACUGAGAGAAACGAAACUGUUCGUUGGUCUCGGAUUUCCAUAUGAAGGGCCAGCUCCUUUAGAGGCUAUUGCUAAUGGAUGUGCUUUUCUAAAUUUAAGAUUUAACCCACCAAAAAGUAGCAAAAACACAGAAUUUUUUAAAGGCAAACCUACACUCCGAGAGUUGACAUCUCAGCAUCCCUAUGCUGAAGUUUACAUUGGGAAGCCCCACGUCUGGACUGUUGACAUCAAUGAUCUUUCUGAAGUUGAGAAGGCUGUGAAAUCGAUUUUGAAUCAAAAGAUUGACCCUUAUUUGCCCUAUGAAUUUACAUGUGAGGGAAUGCUUCAGAGGAUGAACGCGUUUAUUGAAAGACAGGAUUUCUGUCAUGGGCAGGUGAUGUGGCCCCCAUUAAGUGCCCUUCAAGUAAAAACUGCUGAACCUGGAAAAUCCUGCAAACAAGUCUGUCAGGAAAGCCAGCUCAUCUGUGAGCCUUCCUUCUUCCAGCAUCUUAACAAGGACAAAGCUCUGCUUAGGCAUAAUAUUGAAUGUCUCACCAUGGAGUCUGCAAAUGAUAUUCUGGUCCCCUCUUUUGAUGGAAGAAGGAAGCACUGUGUUUUCCAAGGUGACCUCUUAUUGUUCAGCUGUGCCGGCUCCCACCCAACCCACAGAAGAAUCUGCCCCUGCAGAGACUAUAUUAAGGGGCAGGUUGCGCUUUGUAAAGACUGCCUAUAGCAGCAACAGAGCUUCUUUUGAGUUGAGGACAAAAUGUAAGUAGUUUUGAGAGGAGCUACUUAUUACUUCCUGCACUUUUGUCCAGGUUUUUCGCUGCAGGCAGAGCUAUCAUUGCUGGGCAGAAUUAUCUACUAAGAGAGGAGGGAUUCAUAACAAACAGCUAACUGAUCUUUUCUUCCUAUAAGAACAUUUGCAGUGUAACUCUUCAGAUUCUUUCAUCCGUUUGCGAAGAGAAAUGAGUUUCAUGUUCUACAGUGAUUUGAAGAUGACUGCACAGAAUAGUUUGUAGAAAAUUCCCAGACCCAUCAAACUUCUUUUUCUGUUGUUUGGGUGAAGUGUUUUCUAUUUUUUUAAUGAGUUAGGACAUCCCCCAUCAUGGUUAGCUAAAGGUUCUCAACUUCAUUCCAGUAGAAAAUUGAAAAAAGUGUGCUUGAGGGAGGGGGGUGCAGGGGAGGGAGGACUAACAUUUUAUUCUAGGUGCACUGGUUUGGGUACUGCUUUAGCUUGAAUGGCUACAAAGUGGUUUACUUCACGAGAACUCAGAAUCACAAGAUAGCUCUGUACCUUGUUAUUGGGUUAUCUUGGCCAAGUUCUUCUUUCUUUUUUUUUUAAAUCUUUGUAUACAACAAGGUAUUGUCUGCGUCACGGCUGCUGCAUCAGAGCAGUCUAAACGGAGAGUAUCAUGAAUGAGCAAAUAGGCAGUUGCCAGCGUGUGACACAUCAUCUUGGUGACUCAACGACUGACUAGGAUUGUGGCAUUUUCUUCAGUGUGGAAAAGCUACAAAAACAUACUGCCAUUUUUGGAAUGGACUUGUCACAGUUUACUGGUCCCAUUUAGAGAGUAAUCCUUGGAAUUUGCCCAUGCUUCUGUUGUAGUCUGUCUACUAGAAAUACUGUGUGAAGCAAAAAGUAUUCAGCAUCAUUGGAGCAAUAUUAUCGUUAGAGCCUCAGUUUGCUACGGCUUCCAGUAGUUAAAGUGUUGCUGAAUGACAUAGAAAGGUUAAACUAAGCUAACUAUAAUUAUUGUAUGAUAGAAAUGUAAAAUGUCUUCAUAACUAGCUAGGUUUUUAAAGAGAAAUUUUUUCUGAAGAUCAAGUAAGAGGAGACAAAAAACUGCUAAGAAAAGCCUUGAUCAAUCUCGUGGGUUCUUUGGUUUUCUGUUUUGGGGGGUGGUGUUUGUUUCUUUUUUUCUUUUAGCAGGCACACCAAUUACAAAUUUAGACUAAAACAAUUCAAGAGUUUGGUAUUCAAAUCAAACUUCAUUUUUUUUAGAGCAGUAAGUUAAAUCUUCUAAACCGCCUUCUUUUUAUAGAGGUAAGUUUUGUUAUUUUCAGCAGAAGGUGGCAUGCUUGACAGCACCAUUUGGAGUCAGGAAAUGAUUACGCUAAGAUCAGUGAGAAACAAAUCUGCAGUAUAUUUUGAAAGCACUCGUAGUGUGCAGGUUUACACUUUGGACAUGCUCUGACCAUACAGGGAAAAAAACCUCAAAUCAACAUGAAGGGUUUUUUCAUAAAGAUUAACAAACAUUACCAGUUAAUAAUGAAAAGCAUAGAUACUUUAAAUUUUCCUUUCUUGGAUAUAUCCAGUUGGUUCAGAUUUUUCUUGUAACUGGCAUUCAUUAUCUGUGUGUGAAUAUUGAUGUAUCUCUUGACCUACCAAAGACCAAGCAAGGGAAAUGCUAUUUAAUCUUGGAUAAAUUCUCAAGACAAGAGAGCAGAACAGUAUACAUUUAAAGUUUCAAUUUGAAAGCAUUGAAUUAGUUUUUUCAAGUUUUUUGUUUACUGCCUCAGCACUCCUGACGGUGUUAUCCUGUAAAACUCCGUAACAUUGCUGUGGACUACACAGAACUUAAUCCUGAGAGAUUGUUCAGUAUCCAAAAAGGAUAUGUGGGAAGUGUUGAACAGCAGGGUCACCAGGAACUGCAUUGGGAUGAUGUGCUGCAUUUUAGAGUAAUUUUCCAGAAACAGAACAGCUGGGCCCUAUAAUGGGAGGUAAACUUUUUGUAUGAAAAGAAAACAAACACAAACUAGUAUGAAAAUCCUCACUGUUACCAUAGCUCAGCGUUUGCUUCAGUCAGCACAAAUGGAGUUUGCAAUAGUUUUAAUACUCUGGAAAAGCUGGGGGAGGAGGUUUGGAAAUGAGUCUGAGCAGGCGCAACAAUUCAUUUGGUAUUUAUAUAAAAUAUUUCCUGCAUACCUGUGCAUAUUCAUGCAACUGGAAAAUCCUGCAUAUUAAAAUAUAUACACUUAACACCUGGUGCUGAAAGUAAAGGCAACAGCAGAAUUUGCCUUUACCCAUUCAGCCUGAGGUUCUUCAGGCAGGAAUUUAGUUCGGAAUGAGAUAUCGCAGAAUUACGUCGGAAACAAAGAUUUGUAUGGGUGCACUUAAAGAAUGCAAAACACGUAGUUUUUGCUGUAGUGCAAUUCUUUGCUGUAAAUACAUAUUUGCUUGUUUCCCACCCCCAGUGUAUGGUCCACAUGGCAUACUGCAUUUUAUUUUGCCUCUAAACCUUUAAAGACGGGAGGGUUUUGGUAUUUGUUGUUAUAAGAUUUUCUGGUCUAGUGUUUUGCUCAAUGCUAAGUUUGCCUUUACCACAGCAGGGAGAGUCUAUAUAAGCUCUGGGUUUUUUUUCAUGCUGUAGCACUGUUUCUUUCUAGUCUACUGAAUUGAAUUACUGCAUACUGGCAAAAAUGAAACAGCAGAUACCAAUGCUGCUUGCAUUUUAGCCAGGGACAGAACAUCUAAAUUGGCUUCAGAAUCAGUGGGGUCUGAUCCUAUUUCCACUGAAAUCUAUAAAGAAGGCUCAUUAAUCUUAAAGAAAAAAGGACCAAGACCUAUAAUUCGAUAGGCCUCUAUUAUUAAUUUUAAACUCUCUUUUCAGAAGAAAUAUUACUUUUAUGAACUGCAGCUUCAGUCUAAAUUUCUGUAAAAGGAAACUAUCAUAUGAGAACUGUAAGUGCAUAAACUUUGUAAACAUUACUCACUAAACCCGAUACAGCACUCUCCCAUCACUCAGCAGUGUUUGUUCGUGCGUUGAUAAAUAAGUGAAUCCUUCCGCAGAUAAGCACUCAGGCAAAUCCAUGUGGGACUAUUUAAAAUUUUGAAUGAUUUACUAAAACGUAUAAUAUAUAUCCACAUGUCAGGAUAGAGGGCAGCCUUCUGUCCAAGUUCCAUGACUAUUUUCCUUCCUAAUUAAAGAAUAAAGGUGUAGUCCAAUUAUUGCACUUAAACAAGGUUAUUAGAGAUGGGACUGUGCUACUGUUUUGCAGUCUGACAGUAAAGCUUGCAGCUUCCUUUACUCAGAAAUCAGGUUUUUGCAUGACUUGCAUUUGAAUAUAUUGAUCAGCAAUUGAUGGGAAAAAAUGUCAAAAAUGUUGAAUAUAAAAACACUUUACAAGCUUUUAAACAUAUCUCUCAUAUCAAAACAUUCUUUGUUUUAAAAUUUUGUAUUUUUGUAUGUGACCUAGUUUUUUUCAAAAAUCUUGUUCCUACGAGAUUAGAAAACUUGAGAAGCAUUUACAUAUUUAUUAAAAUUAACAUAAAGGCUUGCCUUUGAAAGGUAAAGUUGGUAAAUACACACUGUUUAAAAAUGCCAAUAAAAACCUCAUUUAUUUCAUAUAUGCAAGUUGAUUUGCACAUGUAUAAAUAGAGUUGCUUUUUGCAUUUUUUGCUUAGUUUCUAUGUUUCUUUUUGUAAUUUAUAGUUGCAGCUGCGUGUUUGCUUGUUUAUAUCAGAUUAUGUUUCUCCUACAAAUAUUUAAUGUUUAUGUGCCUUUUUUUACUUUCUUUGGGGUUUGGAUGAGCGUUUGGAAUACGGACACUGUCUGAACAAGUAUAAUGGAACACUAAUUACAGGUAAAAAUAGUGCUUGAUGACUAUAUAGCUUAGCAGUAUGAAUUUUGAAUGUUUUUAAGUAGCAGAGAAAUCGGUUCUAAAACUAUAAGGUAAGGCUUAAUAAGAUAAAACUAUAACUUUCAUAAUUCUUGCAAAACGUUGCUCCUGCAAGCAGAAUACCCUUUACUGAAUAUCUGUAAUUUGACAUGAGAGCUCCUGCUGGGAUGGGAUGUCUUCGUUUAAUGACCAGAGAGCAAACUAGAGCCGUUAGGAGACAAUGCUAACAGAAAACCUCUAGGAACAGCCAUAUCUGAUUUGAUCAGCAGGAGAAUUGAAGAUCCACAUUAAAGUUUGUGAGGUGUUGGGUUUUCGGAUAAAGACGUCUGUACAUGGAAGUGCACGGGGUGAUUCCCGGUGCUAACCCGGAGAAUACAGUCCUUUUAUGGUACCUGAAUUUACGACUCUCAGUGGGGAGGGAACUCUGGAUAUUCAGCUUAUUGCAGAUGUUUUUCUUUUUAAUGCUACUACUUUUCUGCAAGAAGAAUAUUUUGCAGAAUAGCUGCUGAUCAGGUGUCAGUUGGAGACCGCAGAACAGGGUUGCAGACAGAGCCAGGACUCUGCAUCUUCCCCGCUCGGCUCUGCUCCCAACUACUUGUACUGGCUUUUGCAACUUGCUUAUUGACAAGCUUUCAGACUUGCUGACAGUUUCUGUUGAUACCAGCUGCAAAUCAGGUUGUUAGCUGAUGUCUUCUCUCCUCCCUUAAUCAUGUUGUACCGGUAUCCUUUAAAAUCCUAGUCAACGUCCUUGGUUUAUCCUUGAUAUGAAAGACAUGCCCUCCCCUCUCAAAAAUGAGUGGCCCAUCUAAAUUACAAAGAUGAUUUACGAGCUUGCAGCACUUUUCACAUAAACAAAAUCCAAAUUGCUUUCUCAGGUAUGUAUUUUGCUUGUAGUGCAUUUCAGGACCAGAUUUUGCUAGUAAAAUAAAUUACAUGGGAUGAAUCAGGCUGAAUACAAUCUCAUUCAAGUCUAAUUAACUUCAUGACUCCCACUGGCUUCAGUGAUAGCUGAACUCCUCCAUUAAUUUUUCUUCAAAUUAAAAAAAGCAGCUCUCCCUUUUUAAUACAUACAAAGCACUGUAUCUUACAAGAUAAAGACCAAACACUUGCAGGUUAUAUUGUACACAUAUCAGCAGCCAGUUUUCCUUGCUGUUUACAGCAGAUAUCAUCUCUGACUAAGUUGAUGUUACCUAUUAUUAAAGUAUCAGUUGAAAACUCGGUUAAAUAGCUGUUCAGUCUACAGUUUGGAGUUGGAGGGGUGGGGUGUUUGGGUUUUUUGUGGUUUGGUUUUUUUAAAGAGACUAGUAGUUACCAGUUUCCAAUUUCACAGUCUUUUUUUCCAGGGGUGCUAACAUUUUGGCAUGGCUCGCUCUUCAUGAUGUUUGCCCUACAGCUGCUAUGCCUUCAAGUUUGCACUUGGGAUCUCUUUCCAUUUGUAGUUCUCCUUUGGUCCCAUCGUUUUAGGGACCGCUAUAAAGUCGAGGCGAAUAAUGCACUGACAGAUGUAUGCUUUCAUUCAGGCUGAAAAGGCCAGGGACAGAUACGGUUUCAUUGAGAUAGGCUUUAAUAAUAUUGCUGUAAAUGUAACAUCAAAACUUAUUGUUUUAUGGGCAGUGACUUAAAUCUUGUCUUCAUAUUUUUAAGCAGCUCUAUAGGGUUUUUUUUUAAAUUAGUUUGUAAUUUCCAAAUAUUAUAUUUAAAUGGAAUGUGUAAAGAGCAAACUCCGUGUAUCAAGUGUAAGAUGUUUACUGUAGGAGUGUGUUGAAAACACCAGAGGCUGAACCCCAGAAUGCCUCAGAUGUGAGGCAUCGCUCAUGUUCUUUCUUCCAGGGAGAAACAACAAAGUGCAACUGUUGCCAAAGUGUCUUGCUUUUAUAGGUGUAAUCCUUGACAAAUUCAUAUAAUUAUGAACAUACAAGAGUAUGUUUUAAUUCAGCAGACCUCCCUCAACAGCACUAAGCCACCUCUUUAUUAAAUGGGUAAAUAAAAUCAGGUCCUCAAAGUUUUGAUGAAAUAACUCCACCUUCCACACACAGAAAUGGCUUUAAACAAAUUCAGUUGUAAUUAAGUGACUACCCUUCUCUCUGCUAGGAAGGUCAGCGCAGGUGCCAUUUAACUAAGGUAGGCUAUGCAUGGGAACAGAAUUUGUCACCUUGCGUAAGGGCUCGCAGGACUGAAGCAUUGUGGACCCUGCUGUCCUCACGUUUCACAGCUAUUGUAACAUGUGGCUGCUGCUUUGUACAGGAAAAUAUAUCUCUAUUGCACUGCACUGUCGUACUUGCAAAUACUAGCCCUAGGUCAGUGCUGCUGCACUCGCGGCCAGCCACGCAGUAGAGGCUCGGUCCUGCAGGAGCCAGCAAAAUCCUUGGCUUUAAGGAGAGCAUGUAAAUAAUGCUAUGGCAUUUACUGGAGCCAUCCAGACACUUGGCAAAGUGCAUGCAACAGGUCUUGGCUCGGACUCCAGCAGCUGCAAAGUAGUUCGAAGUAUCAGAUAGGUACACAAUAAAUCAAGUUAAAUUGCUGUCUGAAGGCAGUUAAUUUUAAUAGGGUUAUACCCAGAACUAAUUUGUUACGUUCAUUACCAGGUCUGUUGCAGUACAGUGAAACCAUUUUUAAGAAGUCAUGGGUUUAUUUGGUUUUUGCAAAGGAAUACAGCAAAGCAGGAGGAAACGGCAGUUUUUACCAAAGGCAAAAAAGAGUACAUUUUAUGAGAAAAGUUACCCUGAAGCUUCCAGGCGAGCUAAAAUAAAAAUACAAGGGGAUAUUUACAAAGCUAAUUUGAGCUUGGAGAAGUUGAUCCCCCUGAGCUUGCUAGGCUGACUGCUGCGGGGGGGCCCUCCAGAGGGCAAUUUGGGGCAGCAAUUUGGUUUCUGGUCUGAGUCAUUCCCUGGGGGAGACUCUCUCUCCAUGGGCGAAGGAGGUCAAAGUCUGAAUAAUCCCUGUAGCACUGUAAAUUGAAAAAAACCCCUACUGAAAUCUGUAAAAAUAAGAGUGCUGCAUUUGCAGAUAAUAAUUCGGAGUCAGUGAGAGUUUUUAUAUGUACAUGAGAACUUCAGGGUCAGGCUGGUACUAUUUGUGUUUGGUUUGAAGUCUCUCUUAAAAGGUUGAUCCUUUGUCUUAUUUAAAUGGUUGUGUUCCACUAUAUUACGUUCAAGCAGUUUGAUUCAGAAAGAACAGAACACAGUGGUUCAGAUACUGUCAAGUUACUGGGGUUCAAUAGGAUGGGAUUUUUUUAAUUUUUUUUCUUUUUUUUAGAAAAGUAAAUGUCUGUACUUUAAUGGCAUAGAAAAAUGCUUUGUUUUCACUGUUGUAGAAAAAAACUAGGGAGAACUUUAUUUUUCAAUAAACCUUUUUCUUGUGUGAUUUGGA
Messenger RNA from Harpia harpyja (harpy eagle), 9893 nucleotides. It is a transcript of the gene MGAT5, whose product is annotated as alpha-1,6-mannosylglycoprotein 6-beta-N-acetylglucosaminyltransferase. Gene Ontology annotation, molecular function: alpha-1,6-mannosylglycoprotein 6-beta-N-acetylglucosaminyltransferase activity. NCBI's taxonomy places the organism in Eukaryota, Metazoa, Chordata, Aves, Accipitriformes, Accipitridae. Gene Ontology annotation, cellular component: Golgi apparatus. Gene Ontology annotation, biological process: protein N-linked glycosylation. The transcript has 18 exons. The record is from RefSeq and is a predicted model, not a curated record. Bases 409 to 2634 code for a protein of 741 amino acids.